Penicillium vulpinum is the source of this 1716-nucleotide messenger RNA. RefSeq names its product FHA domain protein. NCBI's taxonomy places the organism in Eukaryota, Fungi, Ascomycota, Eurotiomycetes, Eurotiales, Aspergillaceae. Gene Ontology annotation, molecular function: ubiquitin protein ligase activity; protein binding. The transcript is spliced from 3 exons. Gene Ontology annotation, cellular component: cell division site; cytosol; mitotic spindle pole body. Gene Ontology annotation, biological process: protein ubiquitination; ubiquitin-dependent protein catabolic process; mitotic spindle assembly checkpoint signaling. Bases 1 to 1716 code for a protein of 571 amino acids. The record is from RefSeq and is a predicted model, not a curated record.
AUGUCUGCUUCAGUCACCGCCUCCACCUCCCUCCCUGACAACCCUCGCCCCAGUCGCCUGCGCCGUUUCAGCCAUUUACGAACUUACACUCUGAAUCUGUCGUCGUCCUUGCCCAGCGGUCAGCGCUCGUAUAUACACAGUUUGAGUAGUCGAAUUCCCUGGCGAUCCUCGAAUUCAUACUCCAUCUCUCCGACAGCAAACUCUACAGCUAUCCCAUGCCCUGAAGCUGAAGCUGACCACCCGCCUCUCUCUCGCUACACCUCUGCGCCCGCCCCGAGUUACGGUUUUGGUAUUGAACUGAAUAGCCAAGUAUCAUCCACCGACUCCGCCGUUUCUACGCCUUCCUCUUCUACACCUUCCAACGAGGUUCCCCGAACGCCCAACUCCAUGGCGCGCUUGAGGAGUGCUUCGGCCGUCCAUCGCCCGCCCCCUCGCACGUUAGAGCGCGCCACAACCAACUCUCAGGAGUCCACCCCGUCUCCUGAACCGGGCGCCGCUCAAGAGAAUGUGAUCGGACCCACCAGCGCCCCUGCAGAUGGGCAGGUGACCCCCUCAAAAUCGGAAACCAAGGCGACCAUUCGGUUUUUCCCCUACCAAGACUCCCUCCAGAGUUCGAGGCCUUCGCUACCUUUCAUCCCAGUCGCCCGAACCCUGCCAUCGGAGAGCUGUGUUAUUCGCGUCGGUCGGUACUCGGAGCGUGAUGGUGUACCUCACCCCAACCCGACCGAACCUUCGGAUGCCCCUGUGGGGUUUAAAUCAAAGGUCGUUAGCCGGAAACACUGCGAGUUCUUAUAUGUGAAUGGGCAGUGGCACAUCAAGGAUGUUGGUAGCUCUUCGGGAACAUUUUUGAACCACAUGCGCUUGAGUCAGCCAAACAUGGUGUCCCGUCUAUACUCCAUCAAAGAUGGCGAUAUUGUGCAGCUGGGUAUCGACUUCCGAGGAGGAGAAGAAAUGAUAUUCCGAUGCGUUCGGAUUCGGAUUGAAUGUAAUCGAUCGUGGCAGCAGCAGCCUAAUGAGUUCAACAAAAAUACAGAGAGCCUUAUUAAAAACCUGGGCAAGGGCGAGACGGCUGAUUAUUCAGGUUGUCGUGAAUGCUCGAUUUGCCUUGGCUCUGUCUUGCGGCCCUAUCAAUGUUUGUUCAUGGCAGCCUGCGCGCACGUCUGGCAUUACAAAUGCAUCAGUCGUCUACUCCACUCCCCUGAUUACCCAAUGUUCCAAUGCCCGAACUGCCGUGCAUUCACCGAUCUCAAUGCCGAGGUCGAUGACUCGAAUGACUCGGAGGAGAAACGAGAGAAGGAAUCGACAGAAGAUAGGACAUCCAACGACUCUGGGGAGCAGCUCGAAACGGAGGGGCCUUCAGUCGUCGAAACAAACAACAGCAUGGAAGGACCACCCGAACAACUUGGAGAUCUUGCUGAAGAAGAAAACCUAGUCAAUAAUGUUGAGAGCCUCCAUCUACAGGAUGACCAGCAUACCGAUGACACUCGAAGCUCAGCCUCGCCAGCUCCUAACUCGAGCACCGAUGACCUUGUCCGCAGCGCCACUAUCAACAUCCCCGGGUGGCAACCGACGCAGCCACUCAGUGUACCAUCUGGUCGCCAAUCACAAUUACGAACCGACACGCCGGUGCGCUCAGAAACAUCUGACGACAACCCAUUGACUCCACGAAAUGACUCGGGUCCUUUGGCUUUUGAUGGCCGAGCAGGGAUGCCGUAA